Carlito syrichta (Philippine tarsier) is the source of this 2917-nucleotide messenger RNA. RefSeq names its product HECT and RLD domain containing E3 ubiquitin protein ligase 5 (gene HERC5). The record is from RefSeq and is a predicted model, not a curated record. Lineage: Eukaryota; Metazoa; Chordata; Mammalia; Primates; Tarsiidae. The transcript is spliced from 23 exons. Gene Ontology annotation, molecular function: ISG15 transferase activity; ubiquitin protein ligase activity. Gene Ontology annotation, biological process: regulation of defense response to virus; ubiquitin-dependent protein catabolic process; ISG15-protein conjugation. The coding region runs from base 1 to 2895 and encodes 964 amino acids.
AUGCGCGUGCGCUGCGGGGAGAUGCCAAAAAAACGUAUAUACAUGUUAAGAGAUGUUUGCUGUAAUCAGAAGUGUCUGAACACUGAUGAGUACAUCAAGUUAGGGAAAAAAAUGAAGAUCCAUUCCAUGGACCAAGGAGCAGAGCACAUAGUAGUUCUGUCCUCAGAGGGAAAACCAUUCGAGUACAGCUAUGGCAUGGAACAAGUGAGAUUUCAAAGCAUUUUACAAGAAAAAAACAUAAUUCAAAUCACAUGUGGAGACUAUCAUUCUCUUGCACUCUCAAAAGGUGGUGAACUUUUUGCCUGGGGACAGAACCAACAUGGCCAGCUUGGAAUUGGAAGGAUGUUUCCCUCAACCUGCACACCACAGAUUGUGGAAGACCUGGCAGGAGUGCCCUUGGUUCAGAUUGCUGCAGGAGAAGCCCACAGCAUGGCCUUAUCUAUGUCUGGAAACAUUUACUCAUGGGGGAACAAUGAAUUUGGACAACUAGGCCUGGGCCACACUGAGAAUAAAGAUUCUCCUUCCCUUAUUGAAAAACUGGACAAUCAGGAAGUUGAAUUUCUUGCUUGUGGUGGCUCUCACACUGCCCUGCUCACACAGGAUGGGCUGGUGUUUACUUUUGGUGCUGGAAAGUAUGGGCAACUUGGUCACAAUUCAACACAGAACGAGCUAAUUCCCCGUUUGGUGGCUGAGUUUGUUGGAAAUAGAGUGAGCCAGAUAGCAUGCGGAAGGUCACACACACUUGCCUAUGUUUCUGAUUUGGGAAAGGUCUUUUCCUUUGGUUCUGGAAAAGAAGGACAACUGGGAAACGGUGGGACAUGUAAUCAGCUGAUGCCACUUCCCAUGAAAUUACCAUCAAAUGAAGAACUCAGAUUUGAAAGCCAUUCUUCAGAAAAGGAGUUAAUAAUGAUUGCUGGAGGAAAUCAAAGCAUUCUGCUCUGGUUGGAGAAAGAGAAUUCCUAUGUUAAUCUGAGGAGGAAAAUUCCUACUUUGAAUGAAGGAACUGUAAAGAGAUGGAUUGAUGAUGUGGAGACUAAGCGGUGGCAAAGUACAAAAAGGGAAAUCAGAGAGAUAUUUUCAUCUCCUGCUUGUCUGACGGGAAGUUUUUUAAGGAAAAGAAGAGCUACAGACGCAAUGUCUAUUCGUUUGGACUUAAAUAAAGCAAGAAGCAUCUUUAACGAGUUAACCCAAAAGGACUGGAUUACUAAUACGAUAACUACCUGUCUCAGGGAGAGUCUUCUCAGAAACCUCCCAUUUCGUUCUCCACACCAAGAAGCUUUAGAAGUUUUCUUCCUUCUACCAGAAUAUCCUGUGAUGCAUUAUUCCAACAACUGGGAGAGCCUGGUGGUUCCAUUUGCCGUGACUGUUUGUAAAAUGAGUGCCCAGUCUUUAUGGGGUCUAGAGGAGUAUUGGGCAACUCUGCAGGAACCUGUUUUCAGCAAACUGGUCCAAAUGUUUAAAAGAGCCAUCAUCUCUAAACUGCAUCAUUGGACUGAGACUGCUGAGAAUAAUUGUCAUGUGAAAGCUCUCCUACAAAUGUUGAAGAAGCUAUACAGAGUAAACCAGACGCAAUGUAUACUGUCUGAAAAGAUUUUCACAAUUGAUGAACUCUCAUGCUGUCUCAACUUUUAUGAAGAAGCAUAUAGAAGGUUCUUCUGGAAAAUAGUCUUGGACUCUUCAGAAGAUAUAGACUAUUAUGUCAUGUUCAGUCAGUUUCCAUUUGUCCUUAAUAUUCUGUCAAAAAUUAAACUACUACGUGCAGACACGUUAUUAAAAAUAGAGGAGGAAAAUAUUAGAGCUCAGUGGAGGUUGGUAGAAAUUGUGGAAGAAAACGAAUCCGAAUUAACCUUGAUGCCCACCUUUGAUCUGACAGUCAGAAGGAAUCACUUGAUUGAGGAUGUUUUAAAUCAGCUAAGUAAAUUUGAGAAUGAAGACCUGAGGAAGGAGUUGCUGGUGUCGUUUAGUGGAGAAAUUGACUAUGACCUGGGAGGAGUCAGGACAGAGUUCUUCUACUGUCUGUUUGAAGAGAUGACCCGGCCAGAAUAUGAGAUGUUCAUCUAUCCUGAAGAGGCUUCCUACAUGUGGUUUCCUGUAAGGCCUAAAUUUGAGAAGAAGAGAUAUUUCUUCUUUGGAGUUCUGUGUGGACUUUCCCUGUUCAAUUUCAAUAUUGCCAACGUCCCUUUCCCACUGGCACUGUUUAAGAAGCUUCUGGACCAGAAGCCAUCACUGGAAGACUUAAAAGAUCUCAGUCCUGUCUUGGGAAAGAAUUUACAAACACUUCUGGAUGCUGAAUGCGAUGACUUCAGAGAAGUAUUUUACAUCCAUUUUAAUGCUCACUGGGACAGAAGUGAUGUAGACUUGGUCCCUAAUGGAAGUGACAUCAUUGUUGACCAGACCAACAAGAGAGACUAUAUUUCCAAGUAUGUCGAUUACAUAUUUAACAUCUCUGUAAAGGUGGUUUAUGAAGAAUUUCAGAGAGGAUUUUAUAAAGUGUGUAACAAGGAUAUUAUUGAAUUAUUCAAUCCUGAAGAACUGAAGGACGUGAUGGUUGGAAAUACAGAUUAUGACUGGGAAACUUUUGAACAGAAUGCACAGUAUGGACAAGAAUAUUGUAGUUCACAUCCCACCAUAGUGAUGUUUUGGAAGGCUUUCCUCAAAUUGACUCUGGCAGAAAAGAAAAAAUUCCUUGUGUUUCUUACAGGAACUGACAGAUUACAAAUAAAAGAAUUAAAGAGUAUGAAAAUAACAUUUUGCUGCCCUGCAUAUUUGAAUGAAAGAGACCCCAUGAGAGCACAGACAUGUCUUAGUGUCCUCUUUCUUCCUAAAUACUCAACAAUGGAAAGAAUGGAAGAAGCACUUCAAGUAGCCAUCAACAACAACAGAGGCUUUGGCUGACCCUGCAUCAUAUUCUUUACCU